Molecule: messenger RNA, 1932 nt
Organism: Aricia agestis (brown argus)
Lineage: Eukaryota; Metazoa; Arthropoda; Insecta; Lepidoptera; Lycaenidae
Product: ionotropic receptor 75a-like
Exons: 13
Coding region: 1-1932 (643 amino acids)
Source: RefSeq, a predicted model, not a curated record
AUGGAUGAGAUCAUUGGAGAAGACUUCACCAAGUUGGAUGUAUGCCUGGCACAAAGAUUAGCUAUGGGUGUACUGGUCAAUGCUAACUGUCAAGCCUUUGAAAAAGUUAUUAAUUACGCUUCUGAAAACAUGAUGUUAGAUUCAAAACGCAAGUGGCUUAUUAUUUCUGUCAAUGCAGAUAAAUUGAGUGAAGCAAUAGUAGAUGAUUACAAUAUUAACCAUCUGGUAAAAAUUAAUAACGAAACCAACAUCAAUGAGAAUGAUACCGAAUGUAAUAACGGAACGGAUGUGUUAUGUUGUAAUAUUACUGAGUUCCUUGAUGACAUGGUGAUACUUAAUGAUACAAAUAAUAAAAGAGAUUCAGAAUCAGGUGAACAUACGAAACAGAAUAAAUCUAAUGCUCAUGUACCUGGUGAAAUACAAAAGUGCGAAGGGAAGGUAUUUGCAAUACUCGACAAGCUCAACAUUAGUGUGGACGCUGAUAUAACUUAUGCUGAAACUACAGACAAUGAUACUUACGAGUUGUUUGAAAUUUUUAACUUCGGUAAGAUACAAGGUGGAUCGUUACUUGUAACAAAGAUUGGUUCUUAUUCUAAUGGAUUAAGUCCCUCUCGAGACUCGUCUUACGCUUAUUACAAAAGAUGGGACUUCAACAAGCUGAACAUGAGAAUAAUCGUAGUGAUGUCUCCCAUACCCGAGGUUUUUGAUCCAGCAAUGAUCCUGGGGAGAACCCGCAAUGCCAGGACAGCGGUGGUCAUUCAGAUCGGCACGCAGGUUAUUCAGACUGUCGCUGAGUUACAUAAUAUUGAAUUAGUGUACACGGUCGUGGAUCGAUGGGUAGGCGACUUCCAAAGAAACGGCACCUACACGGUAACCAACGCGUUGAACUUCCGUGAAGCUGACAUAUCGCCUAUCAUACGGUUCAUUCCGCCAUUUUUUGGGAAACUAGACUUUGUCUCUACUGUUUUGAGUAGUAUCGAAACCAAAUUCUACUACCGCAUACCCUCUUCCGGUCCUGGAAACUUCGAAAACCAGUUCCUCACACCGCUAACCGCUGGUGCCUGGUGGGGGGUGGUGGGGUUGUGUGUGGUCUGUGGUGUGGUGCUGCUGACAUCAUCGCUGUUUGAGGAGCGACCCUUUUCACUGCCGUACUCAUUCUUCUCCGUCUUCGCUUUGGUCUGCCAGCAGUUCUUUGAAGACACCGAUGAAAAAGGAAUUAAAAGAUCAUCUGCAGCUCGUAAAAUCACCAUUCUCAUCACCGGCAUGUCGUGCGUGCUCAUCUACAACUACUACACCAGCAGCGUGGUGAGCUGGCUCCUCAACGGACCUCCUCCCUCCAUCAACAGCCUCGCCGAGCUCAUCAACAGCCCCCUGCAGCCGAUCUUCGAAGAUAUUGGCUACACCCGGUCCUGGUUGCAGCUACCAGACUACUACUACAACAAAAGAAACGCAGAAGACGAAGACAAGCUCAAGAAGAAGAUUUUUAAGCAAAUGAAAAAGAUGUCGAUAUUUAGGACCGUAGAUGAGGGCAUCGAGCUGGUGAAGCAAGGAGGUUACGCGUAUCACACGGAAACGAAUGCAGCUAACGACCGCAUCUCGAGGACAUUCGAUCAGCGCGAGAUGUGCGACAUGGGCUCGCUGCAGGUCAUGGAGAAGACCAUGCUGUUCGCCGCCGUGCAGCAGCACAGCCCGUACAAGGAGUUCUUCAACUGGAGCUUCAUGAGACUCAACGAGCGAGGGAUCAUUUCGUGCAUCCGUGCUCGCAUGUCGUCCCAGGAGUCCUCCUGCGAGGGCAGUUCGCCGCGAGCGCUGGCGCUGGGCGGAGCAGCGCCCGCGUUUAUACUGCUGUUGGGCGGAUACGUCCUAGGGAUGCUGAUCAUGAUGAUGGAGAGAUGGCAUUAUAGAUAUCAGGGGAAUCAAUUGCAGCUUUGA